CAAAAGAUCACUGGACGAACGGUUCGGAUCGGCACACAUCUCCAUUCCGUCUGGCACCGCAGCACUCGUCUCCCCCACUCCCCUUCCGCCUUCCCCGCUUUUCUCCUUCAUCUCGUUGAGAAGCAACCCUAACCCUAGAAGCCGCCGCCGCCGCCGCCGCCGCCGCCGGCGCCAAGCUUGAGAUCGAUGAUCUGAGGGGAAGGAAUGGAGGGCGCCGCGCCGCUGCUGCCCCGCCCGUCCGACCUCUCCGCCCCUCUCCGCCGCCUCCUCGCCGAGCGGCUCCGCGCCGAGGACGACCUCUCGCGAUCCCCCGAUCUCGAGGUGGAGCUGCGGGGCCGGUGCUCGGAUCUCGAGGCGUCCCUGUCCGAUCUGGGCCGCCGGCUCUCGGAGAGCAUCGCCGCCUACGCUUACCGAUCGGAGGAGUUUGGCGGCCGCCUCGGCGAAGUCCGCGCGGGACUGAUCGAUCUCUGGUCGUCCAUCGCCGGGCCAUCAGUAGGUGGAGGAGAAGAACAGGGCGGGGGGAGGAGCCAGCAGAUCCAUGCGGAGGAGCUGCCAGUGCUUGCGAAGGAGGUGGCGAGAGUGGAAACCGUUCGAGCUUAUGCUGUAUCAACUGGAAUUUUUUUAUUUAACAGAGACUGCAUUAAAGCUCGACAGUCUGAUUGGUGAUGUUGAAGAUGCAGUUUCUUCUUCUGUGACAGCAAAACUUAGAUCUCCUCAUGCAGUUAACUCAGAGGAAGUUCGCCUGAGUGUCAUCGAGUCUCUCAAGCAAAUAGAGGAUAUCUUAACGUCUGUUAUAAAAACAAGGUCUCAGUGGGCUCGUCUUGUCUCAGCUGUAGAUCACAGAGUUGACCGAGCUUUAGCUGUUCUUCGACCUCAAGCAAUUGCAGAUCAUCGAUCUCUUCUAGCAUCCCUUGGGUGGCCUCCUCUGCUUAGCAGUUCAAAUCUUGCAAAUCCAGAGAGAGGAAAAUCAGCUGAGUCUGUCAAUCCUCUUAUCUCAAUGAAGGGGGACUUGAAGGGCAAAUACUGUGAUAGUUUCCUCUCCCUGUGCAAUUUGCAGGAGUUGCAGAGACGGAGAAAAUCUCGACAACUGGAAGGACAUAAUUUGGAGAUUGCAUUGCAUCAACCACUGUGGGUCAUAGAAGAGCUAGCAAAUCCAAUAUCCAUCACAUGGGUACGCCAUUUCUCAAAGUGGGUUGAGAAGCCUGAGUUCAUUUUUGCACUUGUUUAUAAGAUUACAAGGGACUUUGUAGAUUCACUGGAUGAGAUAUUGCAACCGCUAGUAGACAAGGCCAAGCUUGUGGGUUAUAGUUGCAGAGAGGAGUGGAUUUCAGCAAUGGUGACUGCAUUAUCUACUUAUUUGUCGAAAGAGAUAUUUCCUAAGUAUGUUGAUCUUCUACAGGAAGGCAGUUCAAGUGGUGUUUCAUCACAGGCUAGAAUCUCAUGGCUUCAUCUUGUUGACUUAAUGAUUUCUUUUGAUAAACGAAUGCAUUCCUUAAUCACAAAUGCAGGACUACUGCUAUCUCUCAGGGAAGAUGAGAAUUUGCAGAGGGUCACAAUUCUGUGUGUCUUUUGUGAUCGUCCUGAUUGGCUUGAGAUAUGGUCGGAGAUCGAGCUCAGGGAAAUGCUAGAUAAGCUGAAACCAGUAAUGCAGGAGGAGAAAAGCUGGAAAUCAAGGCUUGAAGGUACAGUUCUGAUGUCUGGGUCAGAAGAUUACAGAUCUCCUGCAGUUUCUGGUGCUGUUAUCCAGGCUCUAUCUUUGCUGAUUGACAGGUCCCGGCCUUUGCCAAGCAUUGCUCUUAGAGCAAGGUUUGUGAGAUUGGCUGGAGCUCCGCUUGUGCGGGAAUUUCUUGAUUGCUUGCUUCGCAGGUGCCAGGAAGCGGAGGGUCUCACUGCUUUGGCUGAUGAUGAUGCUAUACUCAGGGUUUCCCAAUCCAUCAAUGCAGCUCGAUAUGCCGAAUCUAUAUUGACAGAAUGGUGCGAGGAUGUAUUCUUUCUCGAAAUGGAAGCUGUAUCCGAUGAGGAUACUGGUGGAGGAUGUAUUUUUGAGGACGAGAUGGGCGGUUUGAAAGAGUUCAGAACAGAAUGGGUUGAGAAAAUCUCAACUGUCAUUCUAAGAGGAUUUGAUGCGCGCUGCCGGGACUAUUUUAAAAAUAAGAAGCAGUGGCAGGAGAAGACAGAAGGAUUGGCUGUAUCCAGGACCUUUAUUGGUGCUCUGGACUAUCUCGAAGGGAAGAUCUCCAAACUUGAUCAGAGUUUAAACCCGAUGGACUUUGUUGCAGUGUGGAGAGGUCUUGCUGGUGGCGUGGAUCAACUGAUUUUAAGUGGAGUUUUCAUGAGCAAUGCAAAGUUCCACAACGGUGGUGUUGAGAGACUUGGUGUUGACUUGGAGGUCUUGUUUCGGGUGUUUGCUGCAUGGUGUUUGAGGCCUGAAGGCUUCUUCCCAAAGCUGUGCGAGGGUCUGAGGCUGUUAAAGAUGGAGGAGAGGCAGCUCAAGGAUGAGAUGUCAAGGGCAAAGGAGAGAUGGUUGAGGGAGAAUGGUAUUAGGCAUCUAACAUUAUCAGAGGCAUUAAAAAUAGUGAAGAAUAGGGUCUUUGUGGGAUGAUUUUUUUUUCCCUCCUUUUUUUGAGUUAAAAUGGAGGAAGUAAGGCACUUCCUGUGGGAUGACCAUUCAUUCAGUAAGAGCAGAAUAAACUGACAGCGGUAUUAUAAGUUUGAAAUGUUCAGCUUGGAGGUUGGUGUACAUGGAUCUAUGGCUUCCUAAAUAUGUUUUUUUUUCUGAUUCUUUUUCAAAUUUUUUAAAUUUGUAAGCUUGAUGUCAUUUCGUUUAUUUUGAAGAAUGAAAUAAUCUUCAUGGUUGAAUCCUA
Phoenix dactylifera (date palm) is the source of this 2864-nucleotide messenger RNA. Its product is annotated as RINT1-like protein MAG2. Gene Ontology annotation, cellular component: Dsl1/NZR complex. The record is from RefSeq and is a predicted model, not a curated record. Lineage: Eukaryota; Viridiplantae; Streptophyta; Magnoliopsida; Arecales; Arecaceae. Gene Ontology annotation, biological process: retrograde vesicle-mediated transport, Golgi to endoplasmic reticulum; regulation of ER to Golgi vesicle-mediated transport; endoplasmic reticulum to Golgi vesicle-mediated transport.